This is a messenger RNA of Torulaspora delbrueckii, 1455 nucleotides long. RefSeq names its product glucosaminyl-phosphotidylinositol O-acyltransferase (gene GWT1). The transcript has a single exon. Gene Ontology annotation, biological process: GPI anchor biosynthetic process; protein localization to plasma membrane. The record is from RefSeq and is a predicted model, not a curated record. Gene Ontology annotation, molecular function: glucosaminyl-phosphatidylinositol O-acyltransferase activity. Gene Ontology annotation, cellular component: endoplasmic reticulum; membrane. Bases 1 to 1455 code for a protein of 484 amino acids. NCBI's taxonomy places the organism in Eukaryota, Fungi, Ascomycota, Saccharomycetes, Saccharomycetales, Saccharomycetaceae.
AUGUCGACACUCAAGGAGCGUAAGGAAGAUUUUGUAACUGGGCUAAAUGGUGGUUCAAUUUUGGAGAUCAAUUUAAUUACGUCUGUCGCUUUGACUGCGUAUGUCUGCUGGAAUCUUUUGUCUAUUCGUGGCAAUAUCAAUGUCUUUAUUGAUUUUGCGUUGAAUUGGAUAACUCUGCUGUUGUCUAUAACUGUCUAUUCAAAUGCUAUAUCACUACUUCAGAUUCUGAUUGUGGUGCCCUGUGUGGUCUUAUUUUACAUCUCCAGUAGUAAAUCUAAGAGCCAGAAGACAGAAACGAAUAGUAGAGAAAAGCAGCCGAAACCUUUUCAGCUAGAGAAAAAGCCUUUUAUUACAGUAUAUCGUGGCUCAAUGCUUGUUUUGACAGCUCUAGCAAUCUUAGCGGUGGACUUUCAAGUCUUCCCUCGAAGAUUUGCCAAGGUCGAAACUUGGGGGACAUCUCUGAUGGACCUUGGAGUCGGUUCAUUUGUUUUCAGUAAUGGCGUGGUUUCUUCAAGAGUAAUAAUCAAGGAAAAAAUGAACCCAUCAAGCAGACCCUGCAUGAUAAAACGAGCAUUGAACGCUUUACGAUCUGGUGGUACCUUAUUGAUUAUUGGCCUCUUAAGACUGUACUUUGUGAAAAACCUGGAAUACCAGGAACAUGUUACGGAAUAUGGAGUUCAUUGGAAUUUUUUCAUGACUUUAUCAUUGUUACCACCUGUUCUUGUGUUACUGGAUCCUAUUACAGAAUGGAUUCCCCGCCCCGCAAUAGCAGCAUUAAUAUCUGUGAUGUAUGAACUAGUGCUCAUAAAAGGUGAUGGAUUUCUUGAGUUCUUAAUUCUAGCGCCUCGCAGAAAUUUUAUCGAGGCAAAUAGAGAAGGUAUUGUGUCAUUUCUAGGAUAUUGUUCAAUAUUCUUGUGGGGUCAAACAACUGGGUUUUAUGUGUUAGGAAAUAAACCUACAAUAAACAAUCUUUACAGACCAUCAGUGGAAAGUUUGCAACGCCCUUCUGGCAAGAGGUCUGUGACAAUGUGGAAUAAUUUAAGCACUGUUUCGCCGUUAUGGGGUCUCUUCAUCUGGACUUUCAUUCAUACAGCUACAGCUCAAGGUAUUCUAUCACAUGAUCCCUAUUAUGCUUCCAGGAGAUUUGCCAACUUACCUUAUGUUUCGUGGGUGGUGGCGUACAAUACGGGAUUACUGUUCUUUUACUGUCUGAUUGAUAAACUAUUUAGUGGCACUAAUAAAGGUUGUGCAGUUCCUCCAUCAUUAGAUGCUCUCAACAGCAACGGACUGGUUAUGUUCUUAUUAGCCAACUUAUUGACUGGGGCCACAAACAUGUCCAUGUCUACCAUUGACGCUUCAGUUGGAACUGCGAUGAUCGUUCUAACGAUGUAUGCUCUAGUAAUCGCUGCUAUAUCAUUGUUCCUUUACCGAAACAAGAUAUUUGUAAAGCUGUGA